AUGCCUAGGAAGAACACGGCCGCGUGGAACGAAAUGCUUUCGGGGUAUAAGAGUUUGGGGGAUGUAGAGAAAGCACGCUCAGUGUUUGAUCAAAUGAAGCCGCGAGGUGUUAAGUCAUGGAGUUGCAUGAUCGACGCGUAUGUGAAGAAUGGCGACAAUGAGCAUGGCGUAACGCUCUUUCGGAAUAUGGUGAUUGAGGAAGGUAUAAAGCCUGACAUUGUAACUCUACUGCCGGUUUUAUCAGUUUGCGCUGACAUGGGUCCUUGUGGCUUGUUGCUUGGGAAGUCAGUUCAUGGGUUUGUGGUGCGUCAUGGGUUGAGAUUGAGCGAUUUGGUUGGUUCAGCUUUGGUUACUAUGUAUGCUAAGUGCCGGUUUUUGGACGCAGCGGCCAGGCUGUUGGCAUUUUUGCAAGAGAGGGAUUUGAAGACUUGGAAUAUGCAUUUUUGUCGAACGGUGCAAAAGGGCUACACAAAAGGGCCGUUAUAUGUAUUUGAGAAUUUGCAAAAAGCCAGUGUGAGACCUAAUGAGCUAACUUUCAAGGAAGUUCUUAAUGCUAGUGUGCAUUCAGGACUAGUCAAGGAGGGGCGGGAAUAUUUCAAGUUGAUUGAAGGAUGUGGUUUGAAGCCUAGUAUUCAACACUAUCGAUCCAUGGUCCAACUAUAUAGUAAUGCAGGGCAGUUAGAAGAAGCAUAUAAGGUGAUUAAGAACAUGAAACUUGAAUCUGAUGUUGUGGUCUGGAGUUCUUUACUGUCUGCUUGUGAGAAGCACAGACAGUUUGGGAUGGCGGAAAGAGUAGCUAAGGAGAUCAUGAAGACAGUGAAGCCAGACAGCAAAAGUCGUGUUCAGCUUCAUUCUCUGGUCCAACUAUAUAGUAAUGCUUAUAAGGUUAUUAAGAACACGAAAGUUGAACCUGAUGUUGAGGCCUGGAGUUCUUUUCUGUCUGCUUGUAAGGAGCACAAACAGUUUGGGAUGGCGGAAAGAGUAGCUAGGGAGGCCAUGACAGUGAAGCCGGACAGCAAACAUGGUGCUCCGCUUCAUCCUCUGAUCCAACUAUAUAGUCAUGCAGGCCUGCUAGAGGAAGCUUAUAAGGUUAUUAAGGACAUGAAACUUAAACCUUAUGUUGCGUCCUGGACUUCUUUUCUAUCUGCUUGUAAGGAGCACAAACAGUUUGGGAUGGCUGAAAGAAUAGCUGAGACGGUCAUGAUGACAGUGAAGCCGGACAGCAAACACGGUGCUCCGCUUCAUUCUCAUAUCUCAGAUAUGAGGGAUUUGAGAAAGUCAAUGGCCAAUCCAAAUUUAGGGAAGAUACAUGAUUUGCUGCAAAAAUUUGACGAAGGCCAGGGAGCUAUAUGUUUUGAUGCACGGUAG
This is a messenger RNA of Rosa chinensis, 1368 nucleotides long. RefSeq names its product pentatricopeptide repeat-containing protein At1g33350. Gene Ontology annotation, molecular function: RNA binding; protein binding. The record is from RefSeq and is a predicted model, not a curated record. Lineage: Eukaryota; Viridiplantae; Streptophyta; Magnoliopsida; Rosales; Rosaceae. The transcript has a single exon. Gene Ontology annotation, biological process: RNA modification. Bases 1 to 1368 code for a protein of 455 amino acids.